AUGGAUUCGGAGACGUUGUCAGACGUGUCGGACUUGAGCUCCGUGCCUUCUUCACGUGAAGCCUCCCCGUCGUUAGAGUCGGCGGUUCGGUACCCAACGCCUUCUUCUCAGGAUGAGGAUUCUACGCGCCAAGACUUCUCGCUCUGCCCGCUCGCGGCGCAAAAGAGGAGACGUAAUCCGCUACCAAAGGAGCGCACCACCCAAUAUCUCGACCUAGCCAAAUCAUCCUACACACAGAAGGCGGAGACCGAACUACUGGUCAAAACUAUACGUCAUCAAAAGGACAUUGUCGUGAUCGCCGGCGCCGGCAUCUCUACCUCGGCGGGUAUUCCCGACUUUCGCUCCGCGGAUGGUCUCUUCAAGUCCCUGCCCAAAAAGUACAACUUGAAGGCCUCGGGUAAGCUACUUUUCGAUGCUGCCGUCUAUCAAGAUGAGAACCUCAUGGCACCUUUCCACGAACUGGUCCGAUCACUCCACUCUGAGUCUGCAAAGACCCAACCCACCAAAUUUCACAAUAUGCUCGCGCGCCUAGGAAAGGAGAAUCGCCUUAAGAGACUCUACACCCAGAACAUCGAUGGGAUCGAAACUUCCAUGAAACCCCUGGAGACCGAAAUCCCUCUUAGCAAUGUCAAAGGCCAGUGGCCAGUCACGAUCCAACUCCACGGCAGUAUCCAGAAGAUGAUCUGCCAGAAGUGUCGCACCAAGUUCCUAGCCGACCCGCCUGAGUGCCAACAAUGCUCAGAGGUGGAUGAGACUCGCCAAACCAUCGGUCAGCGCAGCCACGGCGUCGGGCGCAUGCGGCCCCGGAUUGUCCUUUACAACGAAUACAACCCCGACGAAGAAGCCAUCACAUCCGUGAUGAACGCAGAUGUCAAAUCUCGCCCCCGCGUACUCAUCGUUGCCGGGACCAGCUUGAAAAUCCCAGGAGUCCGUCGUCUGGUUAAAACCUUGUGCCCCAUCAUCCGUGGUCGCAAGGAUGGCGUCACCAUGUUCAUUAACAAUGAGCCCCCAGUUGGCAAGGAAUUCGAGGAUUGUUUCGAUUUAAUCGUUCAAGGUUCCACCGACCAAGUCGCUGAUUUAGUACAAUUAAAAGACUGGGAGGACUCUGCGCCUUAUACCGCGCCACUACCUGAGCCCGAGUUUGGUCCGCGACCGGAGAACGAGACUUCUGACUUGGAGCAAGGCAAAUCCGGUGAGAAUGUUGCUGUCGUCAUACACACUCCCAAGAAGCGGCCUCGCAGUGAUACUGGCCUCUUGACGCCCUCGAGCCGCGACGGUUCAUCAAUGGAACCACCGUCCAAGACGACAAAGAUCGCGAAUCCAGCCAGCCGUGGUCGUCAACUCGCCGACGUCCUAGGCAAUAAGAAACCCAAGGCUGCGUCCGUCAAGGGCCGCAAGAAGGCACCUGCAGCUACGAUCAAGAAGCCUAAGGGUAAGGCUGCACCGACGACGGCACCGGCGGCGAAGAUCACAAACUUCACCAAAGUUACCAAAGCCAGCAAGGCUCCCGUCUCGUCUGGCAAGAAGGCAGCCCCCAGCAAGACAAUGCACCUGGUUACAGCUACUCGGAAGAAUGUCAUGUUCCCUGGCCUCGUGAAGAAGGCUGGAGUCUCCGAAAUGGAUUCGAUUGAUCCCGCGUCGCUCCCUGAUUCUUUGCCCCUGGUUGCACCUUCGUCCUAA
This is a messenger RNA of Penicillium chermesinum, 1680 nucleotides long. RefSeq names its product putative SIR2 family histone deacetylase (Hst4). The transcript has 3 exons. Gene Ontology annotation, biological process: regulation of DNA repair; pericentric heterochromatin formation; replication-born double-strand break repair via sister chromatid exchange. The coding region runs from base 1 to 1680 and encodes 559 amino acids. Gene Ontology annotation, cellular component: mating-type region heterochromatin. NCBI's taxonomy places the organism in Eukaryota, Fungi, Ascomycota, Eurotiomycetes, Eurotiales, Aspergillaceae. Gene Ontology annotation, molecular function: NAD+ binding; histone deacetylase activity, NAD-dependent. The record is from RefSeq and is a predicted model, not a curated record.